CUUGCGUUUCAAGAGAUAAUGCACAAGAACGUCAUGCAAAAUUAUUUUGAUGAAUUGGUUAGCCACUUUGGUGUUUAAUUUUAUUCAGCUCGUGAAGCAUAAACAGGCGCGACAGAUACUAUAGUAUUAAUGUUAGAACGUCUGGUAACAAUUAACCCUAAUUGGGAGUGUGUUUUGAUAGACGAGACCGAUCUGGGUGACAUUUUCCACUAGAAACCUACACAAUAUUUUCAGUUGCUACAUGAACUGUUUGGUCUUAGGGUAAAAUGACGGUGAGUUAUCAGUACGACGUUGCUUCUUCCACAUCAGGAGGAUUAAUAAAACUCUUGUUUCGAUGGAGAGGCAGCAUCUGGAAAAUGGUUUACAGAGAACUUUUAUUUUUUUCUGUCAGUUAUGUGAUUCUGACAGCUAUGUAUCGUUUAGUUCUGGACGAACCUAACAAAAGGAUUUUUGAGAAAAUCGUGCAUUUUUGCUCCAAUAUUGUGGACCAGAUCCCCCUGUCGUUUAUUUUGGGUUUUUUUGUGACGUUCACGGCCACCAGGUGGUGGAAUCAGUACAUGGCCAUUCCUUGGCCUGACAAGAUAAUGAACAUCAUAUCCCUGUAUCUGCCAGGAACCGACGAAAACAGCCGGAUAUUUCGUCGAACUCUGAUGCGAUACCUGAACCUUGCCCUCGUUCUGGUGCUGCGUUCCAUCAGCAUGGCAAUGAAAAGAAGGUUUCCUACAAAAGACCACCUGGUGGAAGCUGGUUUUAUAACGAAGGCAGAACUGGAGCUAUUUCUGUCCGUUCCCUCUGUCGAAUUCAACACCUUCUGGAUUCCUUGUACGUGGUUCAUCAAUUUGCUACGUGAAGCCAAAGAAGAGCGUCGAAUUACUGAUUCUAAUGGGCUUAAACUCAUUAUGGAGGAGUUCAAUAAUUUUCGUUCCAAAUGUGGAUUACUCUGGAGUUACGACUGGAUUAGCAUUCCCCUUGUUUACACUCAGGUCGUCACAUUGGCCACCUACACUUUCUUCGUAGCUUGUAUAUUUGGACGUCAGUACGUCAGAAGUCCAGAUCCCACAAUACAAGCCAAGCAGCCUUUCGACUAUUACGUCCCGGUUUUCACCAUUUUCCAGUUCCUGUUCUACAUGGGACUACUUAAAGUUGCUGAACAACUUAUCAACCCUUUUGGCGACGACGAUGAAGACUUUGAGCUUAACUGGAUUAUAGACCGACAUAUUAAG
Limulus polyphemus (Atlantic horseshoe crab) is the source of this 1223-nucleotide messenger RNA. RefSeq names its product bestrophin-2-like. The record is from RefSeq and is a predicted model, not a curated record. The transcript has 7 exons. Gene Ontology annotation, molecular function: chloride channel activity. Lineage: Eukaryota; Metazoa; Arthropoda; Merostomata; Xiphosura; Limulidae. The annotation marks the transcript as partial.